GACAAGAGGGGAGUAUUACGAAGGCAGACUGCCGAGGCUGGUAAACAGUUGCUGGAGUAUGACAAUCAUAUAGAAAUGGAUGGGUUUCUACAAGACGUGGAGGGUUAAUCAACUGCCAACCGUAUACGUGUUUGAGGAAGUCCGAGGUCAUGUCAGCAAUUAAGAUUGCCCUGCAGCAGAGCCAGAAGAGUGGCAGAAGGAAAGCCUCUGAAGCAAUGUCUGCAGAGGUGUCGCCAGAUUCCAAGUGUCCCAUCUGUUUGGACAUAUUUAACAACAUGUCUUACCUGGACCUCUGCCUCCACAAGUUCUGUUUCCGUUGCAUUCACGAGUGGUCCAAGAACAAAGCAGAGUGCCCUUUAUGCAAACAGCCAUUCAAUUCAAUCUAUCACAGUAUAAAAUCAGAGCAAGACUUCAAGAAGUAUGACUUGCAGCCAUUGAAUAAUGGCUCUUUUGGGACUUUUGGGGGCGUGCGGUUUAGAUACCGCACAACUCUUACUGGAGUCCAUCGGCAGAUGCAUAGAAGGACCUCUCCACCACCAGACAAUGGAGUAAUGUUUGAAGCCUCUACAAACACCCCCCAGCAGCGGCAGGACCGUUACAUCCGGCGUGUGAUGACGAGGUUGGCAGCCAGGAGGAGAGCUGCGAGUGAAGGCAGGGCAGUGAACAAUGUCAGAGAGCAGGAAAUGAUCAACUUCAGGAGGGAAUUGUACCGACAAGGGGUCAGGGUUCGGACCGUUAGGGAUGGAGGCCGCUCGCGAGACACCUCAGCUGAGUUCUACCGAAAAAAUCCUGCCUGCCUACACAGACUGAUCCCCUGGCUAAAAAGAGAACUCACUGUGCUAUAUGGGUCCCACGGCUCUCUGGUCAACAUCGUUCAGCACAUCAUCAUGUCACGCAUUACUCGUUAUGAUAUGGAGGAUGGAGCUAUUCAGGAAGAGCUCAGGCCAUUCAUCCAGGGACGCACAGAGCAUUUUCUGCAUGAGUUCAUCAGCUUUGCAAAGGCCCCCUUCAAUAUGGAGGCCUAUGACCAGCACGCUGUCUACGACUGCCCAGCCCCUUCCUCAAAUGAAGACAGCAGCUCCAACUCCUCUGUAAUAGCUAUUUCAGAGGAUGAGGAACAUUCCACAGAGCUGGACCCCCAAGGAGACUCUGUGUCAACCCUAAGUCAUUCUGUGUGGGACGAUGAGACACCCGGGCCAUCGUAUUCUACAACCGCAGAGCAGAGCAGGGCAGAGCAUCUGUCAGUCCUUGACUCAGACUCAGACAGCAGUUUAGAGGAGGAGACACAGCAGUUUGGGGCUUCUUCACAGCAAAUGAGUCCCCACAACCAGGCAAAUGUGACUCAGGGUGAAGUUAACAACGAAGAGUGUUUGACAUCUGACAGUGAUGACUGUGUCAUUGUAGGCUUUGUCAAGCCAACAGCAGAGAGGACUCCUGAACUGGUUCAGCUCUCCUCUGACUGUGAUGAGUCUGACAGUGAAGAUACCAAGGAAGUGCCUCUUUUACCUCAACACAUCCGCUUCUCUAGCCUCAGUCCUCCAGCUUCACAGAGUAGUGAUCCAAGUGGUGCUGGACAGUCAGAAAAUGUAGAAACAGACCACCAUCAUCAGUUGGAUUCAAUAAAAAGACAUAGCUCUUCAGCAUAUAGCAGACACAAGACGUCCAGUAAGUCAGAGAGAAAAGACACAGAUCGAGGUUUUGAUGGUCAUGAGAGAUCCAGGAAGAGGCACGGGUCAAAGGACAGAGACCAGAGGAGAAGGAGGAGGUCAAGAAGCAGAGAGCGCAGGCACUCUAGCAGGAGCCCAGCGAUCUCCCAGAGCAGUGUCAGCACUCUGUCUAUGGAAAGAGGUUAUUCUUUCUUCAACAGCAGAGACUACUCAAAAUAUGAUAGUGAUUAUAAAAGGAGGGACAGUUAUCGGAGCUAUCAGUCAUAUAAACAUUACAGCCAAGAGGGUAAAGACAGUGGAAUGCAUUAUACAGAGAGACAGUCCUAUUAUUACAGUAGUCGCAAAUACGGAGAUAGGCACUCAUUCUCACGCUCUAGGAGCCGCAGCAGAGACUCACGGAGAAGGGACAGGAGGUAUUCCCGAUCUUUUUCCAGCAGUCGCUCCCCUUCGGCAAAAGGGAAAUCACACCACGACAAGCCUGGUGGAAAGAGGAAAUACAAAACAAGACAUUUGGAGGAACCGUCCAAAAGCACACUUUCCAAAUCAUAUCACGAAGGUGACUCCUCCUCAUUAUCAACAAAACAGAAAAAGAAAAAGAGCAAAGAGAAGCAUCGUAAAAAAUCCAAAGAGAGGUCCCGAAAGACUAGCAGGAGCCUCAGUGUGGAGCUCGUCAACGAGGAAAACUCACAUGAACGGAGCAAACACCACAAGAAAAAGAAGAAACACAAGAAGAAAAGCAAAAGACACAGGAGUAAUGAGCACACAGAGAAGAACUCACCCUCUGUCAUCACCAUUGACAGUGACAGUGAUUCUUUUGCUAAUGACAGUGUCACCCAGGCCAGCAGCACUAAAAUGGACAACCCUGUUGACAGUACCACAGAUGACCCAGUAGGCCCUGCUGCUCUGUCCUCUGUGAUUUAGAAGUCCAGAUUCCCGCUGCGUGUGGUGGGAACCGAUGGAUUCACUCUCAACUGCUAAUGCCAGCCAGCAGUAUUUUAGAUCAAAACAAUUCUCACUAAGUUGAAGGUCACCAGACACUGAAGGAUAUGGUGAAUACACAUAUCCCUUUAAAUAUCACCACAAGUGUUUUCUACAGUGACAGCUCUUUGGACUCUGGCAUAUUUGGCACACAGAUGUCCAUGUUAAACUGGAGAGUGGUGAUCAUUGGGUAAAUGACUGUUUAAGUUUUAGUUUUUGACUGUGUUAACUAACAACUAAAGCAAUGCUGUUUUAUGUGCAACGUGCCACUAUUUGACAAGGCAGAACGGAAUAAUGUGGGGCGCCUUUCAAGUGUUAAUUCUUAUUCUGGAAAUGCAUUUUCUUUAAUGGAUGUAUUUUAUUUGCCAAGUGCUCUCAGGGAUAACGUUGAGUACAGUGACUUUUUUUGUUAUCAUAAGUCAGCUAUAUUCUUGAGACAAAACAGUUUCUACCCACUGCUCAUGGAGUAAAACUCAUCUGCUGACGGUGUUUAGAUUUCAGAAUGAACUCUGUUUUGUAUUGAAUUUUAUUUAAAAAUAAAUUGUAAUGAACAA
Toxotes jaculatrix (banded archerfish) is the source of this 3199-nucleotide messenger RNA. RefSeq names its product topoisomerase I binding, arginine/serine-rich a (gene toporsa). Gene Ontology annotation, molecular function: ubiquitin protein ligase activity. Gene Ontology annotation, biological process: protein monoubiquitination; protein polyubiquitination. NCBI's taxonomy places the organism in Eukaryota, Metazoa, Chordata, Actinopteri, Toxotidae. The record is from RefSeq and is a predicted model, not a curated record. Bases 150 to 2588 code for a protein of 812 amino acids. The transcript is spliced from 2 exons.